AGCCGCAACGCCGCCAAGAGCUCGCGAUCAAGUUCAAGUUCCAUUCUACUAGAGCUCACUUCAACCGAUUUCCUGGAGAAGCUCAUCUUGAAAUUACUUUGAUCGUCCAGGUUUCUUUUCGCCGCGCCGAACGAGCAGCUGUUCAAUUAUGGCUGCAGCUCAAAGUUCCUCCAUCCCUCCCUCCAACGUGGAGUACGGAGGAGAUGAAAUCUCUGCCAUCGUCCUUGAUCCCGGUUACUCGAGCAUGCGAGCCGGCUUCGCGGGAGAGGAUGUACCUAAAGCCGUCGUGCCCUCGGACUAUGGUAUCCUAGGUUCAGGUUCCGAGGAAAAGUACCUGUUCGGCGACAACUCGAUACACACACCUCUUCCGGGCCUUUCUAUCAAAAACCCUAUGUCCAAGGAUGGCACCGUCGAGGACUGGGACACUGCGACCAAGGUUUGGGAGCAUGCGAUCACUUCCCGUCUGACAAGCGGCAAAGCAGGCGAUCCCGCGACAAAUGGCUUGAACGACCCGAGCAAUGAGGAUGGAGACGCGAAGAUGGAAACCGCAGACGAAGGAGAGAAGCCGUUGGAGGAGAACCCUCUACUGAUGACCGAGACGGGAUGGAAUCCGGCCAAGUCGAGAGAAAAGGCAAUUGAGCUUGCCAUGGAGAAUUGGGGCUGCCCUGCCUUUUGGCUCGCUCGGAACGGUGUCCUAUCUGCCUUCGCCGCGGGUCGGGCAUCGGCACUCGUUAUUGAUCUCGGAGCAUCCAACGUCUCCGUCACACCUGUCCACGACGGAUUAGUUCUGAAGAAGGGCGUUACGCGCUCUCCUCUCGCUGGAAACUUUGUGUCCGAUCAAUUGCGCCUCUUAUUCUCGAGCUCGCAACCUCAGAUCCCCUUGACACCGCACUACCUCGUAUCAUCCAAGCAGCCUGUGGACGCUGGCUCACCCGCACAAGCUACCUACAAGACCUUUGCCAACCCGCCCGACGCCAGCUUCCGACGACUUCAAGAAGAUCGCGUUCUUACAGAAUUCAAAGAAUCCGUCGUGCAAGUGUGGGGUGGGCCUGGCCGAUUGAGCUCCGGCGCACAGGGCACUACCAACGAAGACGUCGUCAAAACAUGGCCUGGUCGCCCAUUCGAGAUGCCUGAUGGAUGGAACCAGGUCUUUGGCGCAGAACGGUUCAAGGCCGUCGAGGGCAUUUUCGAUGCCAAGGCCGCACUCAGUGACGCCGACCAUCCCGCUCCUACCCAAAACCAGACCCUCCCGGCCCUGAUUCAAGCCUCCCUCAACAAUGUCGACGUAGAUAUCCGACCCCAUCUUCUCGGCAACGUCGUCGUCACCGGCGGCACAUCACUCCUCUACGGUCUCACCGACCGUCUCAAUAGCGAACUCCAGCAACUCUACCCCGCCGUGCGCGUGCGUAUCCAAGCUCCCGGAAAUACGUCCGAGCGACGCUUCGCUUCAUGGAUCGGCGGUAGUAUCGUCGCCAGCUUGGGUACCUUUCACCAGAUGUGGAUAUCCAAGAAGGAAUACGACGAGCACGGCGCCGGCAUCGUCGAAAAGCGGUGCAAGUAGUGCCGGAUCCCUUGGAAAUUUUGUUCUCUGUUUUCUCUUUAUUUCUACUUCUCUUUUCAUUGUUUCCAUUUUCGUUGUUUCCCUUUCUCUUUUCCUUAGUCUAUUCCCCGACGCGACCCCAAUCCUUCCUCAUGUGAAGACUUUUCCCCCCAACAGACUUUUGGUCUUUUCGGAUCAUAGGAGGGAAAAAAGAAAAAGUUUCUUUUCAUUCAUAUCAAAAGAAAAGCGUCGCCUCCAACAGCCCAGCCCAGCCCACGGAACACGGACCAGAGCGAGCUCUUUCUUUUCUUUUCUAUACUUCCCAAAUCGAUUGUGGC
Molecule: messenger RNA, 1878 nt
Organism: Xylona heveae TC161
Lineage: Eukaryota; Fungi; Ascomycota; Xylonomycetes; Xylonales; Xylonaceae
Product: actin-like protein-like protein 6A
Exons: 6
Coding region: 149-1561 (470 amino acids)
Biological process (GO): regulation of transcription by RNA polymerase II
Cellular component (GO): NuA4 histone acetyltransferase complex; SWI/SNF complex
Molecular function (GO): chromatin binding
Source: RefSeq, a predicted model, not a curated record